UGCGCUCUCUAGCUACUCCACGUUUCGUGCCGCGUAAGCAACAAGUGUUGCCGGCUGUCACGCGGGAAACGUAUGUCCGAUUCGUUCGAUUUUGUAGCGCGAAGUAAGUGAAAGUAAAUGCCGUCGUUUUCGACCGUGACGAGAUCCGAGUGGCCGUAAUAGUCAAUUUGCUCCCCGCGCCAUUCCGAACGUAUGUACGUUUUGUAUGAAUUUUUGUCAACACGAGUUCGGAUAUGGAAGCAACCGACACGGAUGACGAGAUUGUUGUGUUACAACACACAAAAGCGGAAAGAGACAACGUUUUGGUUGCGUAUCAGACGCUAAAAUUCUCGAAGAAGGACAAGGACUGUUACGAGGUCGCGGACAUCGAACGCAGGUGCCUCACUAUGAAGUACAGGACGGCGAAAGUGUUUUUUUGCAGCGACUCGGAGGACACGGCAGCGACACUGCUCCGCAAGGAUCUCUUGAAUUACAACGCUGUUCUACGAGAUGAGAAGGGAGUAAACAAUUAUUGGAAACAGAUUAAAUCCCAACUGCCGGAUGUCAAAAACGAUCCGUUACAGUGGAAGUCAGGAUUGAGUGACGUUGACGUCGCGCUGAAUUUCAUAAAGCCUUUGCCUUGUCAAGAAGUUAACACUUUACCAUGCAAAGGUAGAGAUUAUGACGAUAGUGAUAUAGAAAAAAUCGUGAACAACUCGAAGAAGAAAAACAAUUCACCAGAGAAAACUCGAAAAAUUUCUCAAGUGUUGCAAGCAAGCUCCAGUCGUAGCUCAAGUAAGGAAGUUUUCUCAAAGCCUGGUCCCAGCAGGCAAGAAAAGGUGUCUUCGUAUUUCACGCGCAUUCCCAAGGACGAUGAUCAUUUCAGCAGGCCUGGAACUUCCAAACAAAAUCUAGUUAGGUCACAGUCGUAUACAUGUACACCUACACCUACAUCUCAAAGUUCAAGUAAAUCUGUGCAGCCUCCAAAAUUGGGCAAUGGUACAAAGGCUGGAUUGAAAAACUUGUACAGACCAAUAAAUCCGCACGCACCAAAGCUAGAACCAGCUAGUCCUUCCCGACCUGUCGAUGAAGCUGACGAGGAGACGCGAAGAAGCACGGUUGAUUCUUUCAAGAGUGCGAGAGACGAGCUGUACAUCCAGGAGAUGAAGCAGAACAGAUCUGCACCGAAGAAGACUCUGGGUGGGCGAACAGCUGCCAACGCCCAGUUUGUCUGUCCCUUCAAGCGGGAUAAAGAGAGAUCGACGCAGAGCAGCGCUAGCCGGCCAGCUGACCGGUCACAUGAUGGGGCAGGAGCGGAGGAAGAAGUGGACGAGAGAUUGAGGAACAUUGAUCCGAACAUGAUCGAGCUGAUCAAAAGCGAGAUUAUGGAAUCGGGUAAGACGGUAACGUGGGACGACAUCGCGGGCCUCGAGUACACCAAGAAGAUCAUCAAGGAGGUAGUGGUGUUCCCUAUGUUGAGGCCGGACAUUUUUACAGGCCUCCGUCGUCCACCGAAGGGAAUCCUGCUGUUUGGCCCGCCAGGAACGGGCAAGACGCUCAUCGGCAAGUGCAUCGCCUCCCAGAGCAAGUCCACGUUCUUCUCGAUCUCGGCGAGCUCUCUGACCUCCAAGUGGAUUGGCGACGGCGAGAAGAUGGUCCGCGCCCUGUUCGCGGUCGCUAGGGUGCAUCAACCGUCCGUCAUCUUCAUCGACGAGAUCGACUCGCUGCUGACGCAGCGCUCCGAGACGGAACACGAGAGUUCCAGGCGCUUGAAGACGGAGUUCCUGGUGCAGCUGGACGGCGCAACCACGUCUGACGACGAUCGCAUCCUGAUCGUCGGCGCAACCAAUCGGCCGCAGGAACUGGAUGAAGCUGCUAGGCGCCGGCUCGUCAAGAGACUAUACGUGCCCCUGCCGGAGCUCGAGGCACGUAGACAGAUAAUUAACAAUCUGCUGGCCUCGGUGCGGCAUAAUCUCGGUCAAGAGGACGUAACGAGGAUCGCGGAGAAAUCGGCGGGAUAUUCCGGCGCCGACAUGACGAAUCUGUGUAAGGAAGCCAGUAUGGAACCGAUUCGCAGCAUUCCCUUCAGUCAGUUGGAAGACAUCGAGAUGGAAGAAGUGAGGCACAUAACGAGCCGCGAUUUCGACGAGGCGCUGAUCAACGUGAGGCCGAGCGUGUCGCAAUCGGACCUGAAUAUUUAUAUCGACUGGGAUCGUACUUAUGGUUCUGGCACCGCGCAAAACUACAAAGUAUAAUAAAUACACAUCGAGUUAAUUAGAAUAUUCAGAAAAUUGUAAAAUUACUUUUUUUAGUGUUUAUUUUCUUAAUAGAUCAUUUAUUUUUGUAACAAAUGCACACCUUUAUAUCAGGGCAAAGAAAAUGUAAUAAAAAUUUCAUCGCGUUAAUAUAUUGAUUAUAAUUGGAUGAAAUUAUGUGUGUAACUAUUAUGUUAGAAAUUAUGACUAAAAAUUGUAAUGAAUUAUGCAAUGUUUAGUUAUUUCAUGGAGAAUAAAUUGUUUUCAAAUUUGCUAAGAA
Messenger RNA from Ooceraea biroi (clonal raider ant), 2514 nucleotides. Its product is annotated as fidgetin-like protein 1. The record is from RefSeq and is a predicted model, not a curated record. Gene Ontology annotation, molecular function: microtubule severing ATPase activity; ATP hydrolysis activity; ATP binding. Lineage: Eukaryota; Metazoa; Arthropoda; Insecta; Hymenoptera; Formicidae.